AUGUGGACAUCAGCCUAAUAACUUCGUGUCUCAUCUGGGUAGAAAUGUCCGUGCUAGGAAAAUCAUAUCGCCAAUUUUAGAGGAGAAAAAGUUUUUUAACAAAAAAUCAUUCAUGUGUUCUCAUUCGCUCGUCCAACAGUUUUUAAAUUCCUUCAAACCCUCGACCUAAAAUUUUCGAUAUGA
Molecule: messenger RNA, 183 nt
Organism: Tetrahymena thermophila SB210
Lineage: Eukaryota; Ciliophora; Oligohymenophorea; Hymenostomatida; Tetrahymenidae
Exons: 1
Source: RefSeq, a predicted model, not a curated record